GUUUUUGUUGGUUCAGAGAGGAGUGUUGUUAAAAUACCGAAUGAAUGCGGAAGAUUGUAUGAGUUUCCUUUUUGCCUCCAUUUCACAUUUAGUUAUUUUUUAACGAUGGAUAAAAUUAAAAGUGUGAAAAUAAUAGAGUGUGAUGAAUCAUUAUAUUUAAGACCUGUUCGAAUGAUAUAUGAGCAGGAUGGAAAUGAGAAAUUUUGGGAUUUAAUGCGUGUUCAUGAUAGUGUUGCUAUUAUCAUUUACAAUACCACAAGACAGAAAUUAAUUUUUGUGAAACAGUUUAGACCUGCUGUUUACUAUGCUGAAGUGAAAAAUGAGGAUUGUGAAGGCGAAAUUGAUGUUAAGAAGUAUCCCCCAAGUUUAGGAUUAACUAUAGAACUUUGUGCUGGUAUUGUAGAUAAGGAUCAAAGCUUAGUUGAAACAGCAAGAGAUGAAGUGUUUGAAGAAUGUGGAUAUUCUGUCCCAUUAUCAAUGUUUCAGAAAGUAACCUCAUAUAGAUCUGGUGUCGGUGUUGCUGGGUCUGUACAAACUCUAUAUUAUGUUGAAGUUGUAGAUUCCAUGAAAGUUACAAGUGGUGGAGGAAAUUCCCAUGAAGGAGAAUAUAUUGAAGUAAUCGAAAUGGAUCUGCCAGAGGCGCAUUCACUAAUAUAUGAUGAAACUGCUCCACGCCCACCUUCUCUUUUAGUAGCUUUGAUGUGGUUUUUUCAAAAUAAGGCUUCAGGAAGACUAUCCCAAAAAUUGUAAAAAUGUAUAUUUAAUUUGUAAAUAUCUUUCUAUAUAGUGUAUAAAAAUAAAUGUUAGUUUUGUGUGUUUUUCA
Argiope bruennichi is the source of this 823-nucleotide messenger RNA. Its product is annotated as uridine diphosphate glucose pyrophosphatase NUDT14-like. The transcript is spliced from 5 exons. Gene Ontology annotation, molecular function: UDP-sugar diphosphatase activity; metal ion binding. Gene Ontology annotation, biological process: nucleoside phosphate metabolic process; ribose phosphate metabolic process. The record is from RefSeq and is a predicted model, not a curated record. The coding region runs from base 106 to 750 and encodes 214 amino acids. Lineage: Eukaryota; Metazoa; Arthropoda; Arachnida; Araneae; Araneidae.